AUGUUUUCUACGGUGCAGCAAGUACCUGACCAGGCGGCCUGCGAGAGCGCGCCGGCCACGGGCGGCGUGAAGAAGCCGCACCGCUACCAGCCCGGCACGGUGGCCCUGCGCGAGAUCCGCCGCUACCAGAAGUCCACGGAGCUGCUGAUCCGCAAGCUGCCGUUCCAGCGCCUGGUGCGCAAGAUCGCGCAGGACUUCAAGACAGACCUGCGGUUCCAGAGCUCGGCCGUGAUGGCGCUGCAGGAGGCGUGCGAGGCCUACCUGGUGGGGCUCUUCGAGGACACCAACCUGUGUGCCAUCCACGCCAAGCGCGUCACCAUCAUGCCCAAGGACAUCCAGUUCCCCUACAGAUCAACGGAGAGCUUCGUGGCACGAUAG
Molecule: messenger RNA, 378 nt
Organism: Mesoplodon densirostris (Blainville's beaked whale)
Lineage: Eukaryota; Metazoa; Chordata; Mammalia; Artiodactyla; Ziphiidae
Exons: 2
Coding region: 1-378 (125 amino acids)
Cellular component (GO): nucleosome
Molecular function (GO): DNA binding; protein heterodimerization activity; structural constituent of chromatin
Source: RefSeq, a predicted model, not a curated record